Messenger RNA from Danio aesculapii, 2128 nucleotides. It is a transcript of the gene calb2a, whose product is annotated as calbindin 2a. The coding region runs from base 120 to 935 and encodes 271 amino acids. Gene Ontology annotation, biological process: regulation of long-term synaptic potentiation; regulation of presynaptic cytosolic calcium ion concentration. Gene Ontology annotation, molecular function: calcium ion binding. The record is from RefSeq and is a predicted model, not a curated record. NCBI's taxonomy places the organism in Eukaryota, Metazoa, Chordata, Actinopteri, Cypriniformes, Danionidae. The transcript has 11 exons. Gene Ontology annotation, cellular component: dendrite; cytosol; synapse.
CUGCAGGCACUCGGCGCAUUUAAAACCCCCUGCAAAGCACGGGGGGAGUUACAGUGCGAAUUGGACUCUGACUGAGUAAAAGUUCGCCCGGGAUUUUCUUGUGGACAGUAUACGAUAAGAUGGCAAACAAAGGACAGCAGCCUCCUUACCUUCACUUGGCGGAGCUGACCGCAUCCCAGUUCUUGGACAUCUGGAAACAUUUUGAUGCAGACGGAAAUGGCUACAUCGAGGGUAAGGAGCUUGACAACUUCUUUAGUCAGCUGGAGAUUGCGAGGAGAGGAGCUGGUGUGGAUCCCUCAAAUGCAGCCUUUAAAGGGAGAAUGACAGAGUUCAUGCAGAAAUUCGACAAGAACAAAGAUGGGAGAAUUGAGAUGUCAGAGCUGGCUCAGAUCCUGCCCACAGAAGAGAACUUUCUCCUCUGCUUCAGACAGUUUGUGGGAUCCAGCACCGAAUUCAUGGCUGCCUGGCGGAAAUACGACACAGACCGCAGCGGUUUCAUUGAAGCUAAUGAACUUAAGGGCUUCCUCUCUGACCUGCUUAAAAAGGCAAACAGACACUAUGACGACCAGAAAUUGCAGGAAUAUACACAAACAAUACUCAAAAUGUUUGAUCUGAACGGCGAUGGGAAACUGGGUCUGUCCGAAAUGGCAAGGCUUCUGCCAGUUCAGGAGAACUUCUUGUUAAAGUUUCAGGGGGUCAGGCUGACUGCUGAGCAGUUCAAUGCCAUCUUUACAUACUACGAUAAGGAUGGAAACGGCUACAUUGACGAGCAGGAGUUGGAUGCUCUCCUGAAGGACCUCUAUGAGAAGAACAACAAGGAGGUGGACUCCAAGAGCCUGACCGGUUACAAGCAAAGCAUCAUGGCCCUGUCGGACGGAGGAAAACUGUACCGCUCAGAGCUGGAGAUCGUCCUCUGUCGGGACCCCAUGCUGUGAACCUCCAGCUCAGCUCUGUCCCAGCUGCCUGAAUACUGUAACCGUGUGCAUGUGCCGGGCACCCCGUCCCCGUCCCUUCCCUAUCCCGUCCCCGUCCUGAAGUGAGUUCUGGAUGAGUGUGCGCAGAAAAGCACAAAUCUGUCUGUUCUUUCCCUGCCCAAAACCCAAUCACCACUGCUUUCCUCUGCCUACAAACUGCAGCUACUAUGAUGCCCUCUGCUCAAUUUUUAAACUAUAUAUUUAAAAGAAAAAUAAAAGAGUCUUUCUGAAAGAGUAGCAGACUAAUACUGGUGUAAUACGAUUAGAUAUGUGAAAUAUUUAUUUGGAGUGCUUGGCUUCUGGUUUCUUCCCUUCUGUUUUGUUUCCUCCUCGGUUGGUUUUUGUCUUCAUUUCGUUUCAUUUCAGCCCAGUUGCGUUAGGGUUUGUUGUGUUUUUGUUUGGCUGAUACUGUUUAAGGAUGUAACUAAGACUAUUCAUUAAAGUUAUGUGAAAUAAAGAGGCUGUUUAAUAUGUUUGGUUCAUUCUAGGGAUUAAUUCAUUCUUCUUCUUCUUCUUCUUCUUCUUCUUCUUUUGUGCUAAUCUAAAUAUUUGAGGAUGUAUGUCGGAUCUCAUCUGUUCUUCUGUGACAUGCUGGAUGGAGACAUCACAUUUCUAGUAAAAAUCUUUCCUAAUUGUGUCCUGAUGCAUUUAAACCAUGGUAAAUAAUUAAUCUGCAAGACUUUCCUCUUACAUAGCAGAGUUUGUAGGAAUUCCUAUCAAUAAAUCAUCAUCAGAACAUGAAUAAUUCAUCCAAAAAGCCAUUUUGAGUUUACAAACGGGGGUUUUCUACAUGGCUUGCAUUGCUUCUGUGUUGAAUGAUGACUGUAUAAAAUACAUAUACAGUUGAAGAAUUAUUAGCCCCCUGAAUUAUUAGCCCCCUGUUUAUUUUUCCCCCAUUUUCUGUUUAACGGAGAGACAUAAUAGUUUUAAUAACUCAUUUCUAAAAACUGAAUUAUUUUAUCUUUGCCAUGAUGACAGUAAAUAAUAUUUUACUAGAUAUUUUUCAAGACACUUCUAUACAGCUUAAAAUGACAUGUGAAGGAUUAACUAGAUUAAUUAGGUUAACUAGGCAGGUUAGGGUAAUUAAGCAAGUUAUUGUAUAAUGAUGGUUUGUUCUGACUAUCAUAAAAAAUAAACGUUUCCUCAGCUCCAAA